Molecule: messenger RNA, 1898 nt
Organism: Seriola dumerili (greater amberjack)
Lineage: Eukaryota; Metazoa; Chordata; Actinopteri; Carangiformes; Carangidae
Gene: ark2n
Product: chromosome unknown C18orf25 homolog
Exons: 3
Coding region: 236-1543 (435 amino acids)
Biological process (GO): ubiquitin-dependent protein catabolic process
Molecular function (GO): ubiquitin protein ligase activity
Source: RefSeq, a predicted model, not a curated record
UAGCCGCUAACGGCUAACAGGGCUCGCAAAGGUGCGAGCGCACUGCGCCAAAACACGUUUAAAUUCUUCCAAGUUUUAAAGAAGUGAAGUCUAUUUUGCAGGGCAUUGUUUAUGCAUCGUAAAUCUAAGAGGCUACAAAUUACCGAAGAUGUCGAAAAGUCUGACACUGGGAAAAGAAGAUUAUAACUAACGCCGCGCAGGUGAGCUCCUGUCCAGGCACAUUGGUCCAUGUUUGAUGGACCUUUGGGCUCUGGGCUCAACUAGCAUGAAGAUGGCUGAUUCAGAGAAGGCAGAGGAAUUUGGGGAUGCUGAGUGCCCCCCGGAGUGCCUUGAUGAAGCACAAUCAGCCACGGCUUCUCUUCAGGGAGAGCAGGAUGAGCAUCUGAAAACGGAGACCACCACCAGUACCAGCUCACCACCAAGGGAAAAGGAGGCAGACAGCCCCUUGAAUACAGAGGGUGAGCAGAGUCUCCUCUCCAUGCCAUGCCUGAUGAAAGAGCUCCGCCGAGACUCCCCAGAGUCCCAGCAUGCCUCUACAGGGAGUGACAAGCCUGUGUCUCGACAUAUCUAUGAGAGUGACUCCUCAAACCCCUGCAUGCUCUCCCCCUCAUCCAGUGGCCACCUCGCUGACUCAGACACACUCUCCUCAGGGGAAGAAGGUGCUGCUCCUCCUGCAGGAGGAGAGGAAGAGGGCAACAUGGAAGCCGUAAAUGAUCCUGGGCAGGCAGCCGGAAAGCAAACAUCUGCCACGGCGACAGGGGGGAGAAAGUCUCGGCGGUCACGUUCAGAGAGCGAGAUGCCUCCCAAUGCAAUGGCUGCAAAGAAAAAUCGCUGCCAGCCCACUGUGGUAGCAGCAGGAGGGCAGGAAAAACAAACCAAUGGCAAGCUGGGGAAAGUGAAAGGUCAUCGUAGCCAGAAACACAAGGAGCGUAUGCGCUUGCUGAGACAAAAACGAGAGGCGGCAGCACGGAAGAAGUAUAACCUGCUGCAGGACAGCAGUACAAGUGACAGCGAGCUCACAUGUGACUCCAGCACCAGCACCUCUGAGGACGAGGAUGAUGACACUUCAGGAGGUAGCAAGACAAUCAAGACAGAUAUUCCAGCUGGCUUCAGACGUGCAUCGGAGAGAUCCAGAGUGGGCGCCCAGAUUCAUGGGCUGCUGGACAGCGGUUCGUGGGACAGGAACGGCAUCGGCAGCGUUCUGGAGGAGGCCAUGACGCGCUUUGCCGUGAUGCAGCGCCAGACUGAGGAGCGCUUCCGCAUCUGGAUGGAAAAGCUUGCACACCUCGACUCGGACAACGACUCAUCCAAACGCUCAAGUGAUGCCUUAGAGGGGCAGCAGCAUCACUCCCAGGGGGCACGCCCGUCCCCGCCCAGUUCCUUUUUACCAUCGUCAGAGUCUGCAGAGACUAUGGCUGCCUACAUGCUGGCACGAGAGAACAACAGUCUCACCCCCACCCCUAUAAACAACAACAUCCUACCUGAAGUGGUCACUCAGAAUGGAAAUCUAGGUGUUCCAGACCCUGGUCUCUUGAAUGUUUAGAUUUCACUUCUUCACUCCUUGCAGUUUCAUACUUUGAUCUUACCAAGUGUAGAAUUAGUUGAUGCAGAAAGCAUGGCAAUGGGUUUUAAUAGGUAAAUGAUGCGAGGUCACUUAACGGAUACACCAUCAACAUCAGUUGGGCCUGCGCUGGUCAUUUGAACUUGACUGUGCAGACCUGAGGCCCAGUGCAUCUGCUGGCACUGAAUCACUGUGAGAUUUGACAUUCUGAAUAAUUCAACUCACCUGUUUGAUUUCUGCAGCAUCUGUGACACGGACACAGGACAUAUCUCAAUAUACUGUUGAGUCAGGGCUCUUACUGUAUUGCUUAUUGUAUGGCUUGUUUGUUUUUGUGAAC